This is a messenger RNA of Mobula hypostoma (lesser devil ray), 11006 nucleotides long. RefSeq names its product low density lipoprotein receptor-related protein 4 (gene lrp4). Bases 499 to 6255 code for a protein of 1918 amino acids. The transcript has 38 exons. Gene Ontology annotation, cellular component: apical plasma membrane; plasma membrane; signaling receptor complex. The record is from RefSeq and is a predicted model, not a curated record. Lineage: Eukaryota; Metazoa; Chordata; Chondrichthyes; Myliobatiformes; Myliobatidae. Gene Ontology annotation, biological process: receptor-mediated endocytosis. Gene Ontology annotation, molecular function: hormone binding; calcium ion binding; protein binding.
UAUGCAUAUUUCGCUCUUGUCAUUGUUAGUAGUCUGGAAAUUGGAAUCAACCAAAUUCAGCUAGCAAGAUCUAGUGGAUGAAAAUCUUGGCCACUCUGAAAUGUUAUUUCAUUUCACAGGAGAAAUUUGUUUCUCUAGUAAGCCAUUUCGAGAUCCUUAAUGGCAGUUAGUAAUCUUCAGCAGGCUUUGUCAACCCUCUUGAAUUAUUUUUUUAAAAAAAUAAGCAAUGGGUGCUCUUUUGACGAUGCAUAAAGCAUACAUGAACUUCAUUCUUCACAGAAAUAUGAUCAAAAAUAUUUGCCUUGUGUUAUGUAAAAACCCAAUUUGGCAAUGAAUGUAUUAUUGUCAUGUGUACAGAGGUAGAUUGCAAAAUAUUUUGAAUGUCAUCCAUACAAAUAAUUACAUUACGUCAGCGCAUCGAGUUAGCACAAGGGGAAACAGUAACAGAACGCAGAGUAGAGUGUUGCAGCUACAGAGAAAGUGUAGAGCGGGUGGACAAUGAAGUGCAAAGUCAUAAGGUCAAUGUACCGAGGCCAUGAUCAGCAUCGAGUCCAUGGAAGGGAGCCUGGAAGAUGUACAGGUGUGACAGGAUCAGGUAGUACUGAGUGCUCAUGUGGCAGAAACCAUUUCACGUGUGCAGUGAGUGCAUUUGGUGAGUGUACCUGUAUUCCAGCUCAGUGGCAGUGUGAUGGAGACAACGAUUGUGGAGAUCAUAGUGAUGAAGAUGGCUGCAUGUUGCCAACCUGUUCCCCUUUGGAGUUCCAUUGCGACAACGGCAAGUGCAUCCGGCGUUCCUGGGUCUGUGACGGUGACAACGAUUGUGGAGAUGAUUCCGAUGAGCAGGAUUGCCCACCUCGUGAGUGUGAAGAAGAUGAGUUUCACUGCCAGAAUGGUUAUUGUAUCCGGAGUCUGUGGCAUUGCGAUGGUGACAAUGACUGUGGGGAUAACAGUGAUGAACAGUGUGACAUGAGAAAAUGCUCUGACAAAGAGUUCCGCUGCAAUGAUGGCAGCUGCAUCGCAGAGCACUGGUAUUGCGACGGUGACACAGAUUGCAAAGAUGGCUCUGAUGAAGAUGGCUGUCCUGCCGAAGUCCCUAUUACCAACUGCAGUAUGGAGGAAUUUCAAUGUGCUUAUGGGCGUUGUAUUCUUGACAUAUACCAUUGUGACGGUGACGAUGAUUGUGGAGACUGGUCCGAUGAAUCGGAUUGUGCUUCCCAUCACCCCUGUCGGUCCGGAGAGUUCCUUUGUAAUAGCGGGCUCUGCAUUAAUGCUGGCUGGAGAUGUGAUGGCGAUUUUGACUGUGAUGAUCAGUCCGAUGAGAAAAACUGCACUGCCUCGCAGUGUACAGCAGACCAGUUUCGCUGCAAGUCGGGCCGCUGUAUACGCUUGUCGUGGCGAUGUGAUAGAGAGGACGAUUGCUCUGACAACAGUGAUGAAGAAAACUGUGAGAAGACAGAAACACCACAGUGUGCUCCCGAUCAGUUCACAUGUGGCAAUGGCCGGUGCAUUGGUCAACGGAAAGUCUGCAACGGGGCAAAUGAUUGUGAAGAUGGUAGUGACGAAAACCCACACCAGAACUGUCGUGAGCAAUCUGAGGAGGAAAGCUGCAACGUAAACAAUGGUGGAUGCGGGCACAAGUGUCAGCAGGUUCGAGGCAUCGUCCAAUGCACGUGUCACACGGGCUAUCGAUUAAUGGAGAAUGGAAAAUCGUGCCAAGACAUCGAUGAGUGUGCUGAAGAUGGAUACUGCAGCCAAGGUUGUACCAAUUUAGAUGGAGGAUUCCAGUGCUGGUGUGUCCAGGGAUAUGAACUGCGACCUGAUAAACGUGGCUGCAAAGCUCUAGGACCAGAACCGGUGCUGCUGUUUGCAAAUCGGAUUGAUAUCCGUCAGGUGCUACCCCGCCGAUCAGAAUACACCCUCCUUCUUAACAACCUGGAGAAUGCCAUUGCUCUAGACUUCCAUCACAGCAAAGAGCUGGUGUUCUGGUCUGAUGUGACCUUGGACCGGAUUAUGAAAGCAAACCUGAAUGGAAGUAACGUUGAGGAAGUUGUGUCAACCGGUCUCGAGAGUCCAGGUGGUCUUGCCAUCGACUGGAUCCACAACAAGUUAUACUGGACAGAUUCUGGGACAUCGCGAAUUGAGGUCUCAAAUCUUGAUGGAACACAGCGAAAAGUACUUUUGUGGCAAAACUUAGAGAAACCUCGUGCUAUAGCACUUCAUCCUAUAGAAGGAACCAUAUAUUGGACAGACUGGGGCAACACUCCUCGGAUAGAAUAUGCUGCCAUGGAUGGAUCCAACCGGAAAAUCAUUGCAGACACCCAUCUGUUCUGGCCCAACGGACUCACCAUUGACUAUGCAGGUCAAAAAAUGUACUGGGUAGAUGCCAAGCAUCAUGUGAUUGAACGUGCAGAUCUUGAUGGUCAGAACAGGAAAGCAGUGAUCAGCCAAGGCCUCCCUCAUCCUUUUGCCAUCACUGUGUUUGAAGACAGUCUGUACUGGACAGACUGGCACACCAAAAGCAUAAAUAGUGCCAACAAAUUUACUGGGAAAAAUCAAGAGAUUAUCCGCAAUAAACUUCACUUUCCAAUGGAUAUUCAUACACUUCAUCCACAGCGACAGCCAGCAGCAGGGAGAAACCGCUGUGGGACCAACAAUGGAGGAUGCAGCCACCUCUGCCUUCCCAGUGGCACUAACUACACUUGCGCUUGUCCUACCGGCUUCAAAAAGGUCGAUGGCUACAACUGUGCUGAAAGUCUUGACAAGUUCCUGCUUUUUGCUCGAAGGACGGACAUCCGUCGCAUCAGCUUUGACACUGAGGACAAGUCUGAUGAUGUCAUUCCACUGGCUGACGUGCGCAGUGCUGUUGCGCUUGACUGGGACGCCAAAGGGGAAUACAUCUAUUGGACAGAUGUUACCACCGACUCUAUCAACAGGGCUAAGUGGGAUGGAACAAAGCAGGAGGCAGUAGUGGAUACCAGUCUGGAGAGCCCUGCAGGGCUUGCAGUUGACUGGGUGACAAACAAGCUUUACUGGACAGAUGCAGGAACUGACAGAAUUGAAGCCUCAAAUUUAGAUGGUACCAUGCGAACAGUCCUCAUCUGGGAGAACCUGGACAGACCCAGAGACAUUGUGGUGGAUCCUAUUGGAGGGUACAUGUAUUGGACAGACUGGGGAGCCAGUCCAAAGAUUGAACGUGCAGGGCUGGAUUCUUCUGAACGGAUUGUAAUCAUUUCUUCCAAUCUCACCUGGCCCAAUGGCUUAGCGGUAGACUAUGGCACAGAGAGACUGUACUGGGCUGAUGCAGGCAUGAAGACUAUCGAGUAUGCCAACCUCAAUGGAACUGCAAGAAGGGUCCUGAUCGGCAGCCAGCUGCCUCACCCUUUCGGAUUGACUAUACAUAAUGAUAAAAUCUAUUGGACUGACUGGCAAUCAAAAAGCAUUCAGAGUGCGGAUAAAAACAGUGGCCUGGGACGUGUGAUUCUGCGAGAAAACCUAGAAAACUUAAUGGAUAUUCAUAUGUUCCAUAGGCAUCGAACACCAGUGGCUACCAUGUGUAAAUUAAACAAUGGUGGUUGCAGUCACCUCUGUCUUCUCGCUCCAUUGCCUAAGGCUUACAGCUGUGCGUGCCCCACAGGCAUUAAUCUCCUUGCAGACGGAAAGACAUGUGCACCUGGUAUGACCAGCUUCCUUAUAUUCGCGCGGAGAACAGAUAUCCGAAUGGUGUCGCUUGAUAUUCCUUACUUUGCUGAUGUGGUGGUGCCUGUGAAUGGAACAAUGAAAAAUACAAUUGCAAUUGGAGUUGAUCCUAAAGAAGGAAAGGUGUACUGGUCAGACAGCACUCUGAAUAAAAUUAGCAGAGCCAACUUGAAUGGAUCACAGCAAGAAGAUAUUGUAACCACAGGAUUAAUGACCACUGAUGGACUGGCAGUGGAUGCGACCGGCCGAAAAAUAUACUGGACUGAUACAGGGACCAAUAGGAUUGAGGUUGCUAAUUUGGAUGGAACAAUGAGAAAAGUUCUGAUCUGGCAGAAUUUGGACAGUCCAAGAGCCAUUGCUCUUCAUCAUGAGAAAGGAUACAUGUAUUGGACAGACUGGGGAGAACAUGCCAAGUUAGAACGUGCUGCGAUGGAUGGAUCAGACAGAAUGAUUCUCAUCAAUAGUAACCUGGGCUGGCCUAAUGGUCUGGCGAUUGACAAAGUGGGGUCUAGGCUUCUUUGGGCUGAUGCGCACACUGAGCGUAUUGAAGCAGCAGACCUGAAUGGUGCUAAUCGCCGAACUCUAGUCACACCUGUCCAGCAUCCUUAUGGCCUGACUCUGCUUGGUCAUCACAUUUAUUGGACAGAUUGGCAGACUCGAAGCAUCCAACGAGCUGACAAGGACACAGGCGGCAACAUGAUUACAGUGCGAGGCAACUUGCCAGGGCUAAUGGACAUUCAAGCAGUUGACCGUGUUCAGCCUGUCGGUUUUAACAAGUGUAGCGUCAGGAAUGGAGGCUGCAGUCACCUCUGCCUCCCUCGUCCUAGUGAUAUCACCUGUGCAUGUCCAACAGGAAUCAAAAUGAAGCCUGAUGGCAGAACUUGCGACAAUGCCCCUGAGACCUAUCUGCUGUUCUCCAGCCGUGGCAGUAUCCGGCGGAUCUCUCUGGAUACAACAGACUACACUGAUGUAUACGUUCCCGUUCCUGAACUGCAUAACGUCAUUUCUCUGGAUUAUGACAGUGUGGAAAUGAAGGUGUAUUAUACAGAUGUCUUCCUGGAUGUCAUCAGAAGUGCAAACCUCAAUGGCAGUGGCAUGGAGACUGUGAUUAGCCAGGGUCUAAAAACAACUGAUGGCUUGGCCAUUGACUGGGUAGCAAGGAACCUGUAUUGGACAGACACAGGCAGAAACACUAUUGAAGUGUCUUGGCUCGAUGGAACCUGUCGCAAGGUGCUAAUCAACAACAGCCUGGAUGAGCCGAGGGCAAUUGCUGUAUUUCCCAGGAAAGGGUAUCUCUUCUGGACAGACUGGGGAAAUCUUGCCAAAAUAGAGCGUGCACAGCUGGAUGGAACAGACCGCGAAGUCCUAAUCAACACAGAUCUGGGUUGGCCUAAUGGCCUAACCUUGGAUUAUGACACAAGAAGGAUCUACUGGGUGGAUGCUCACUUAGAUAGAAUAGAAAGUUGUGAUUUAAAUGGGAAACUUCGGCAAGUUCUGAUUGGCCAAGUCACACACCCCUUUGCCUUAACUCAGCAUGAUCGCUGGAUCUACUGGACUGACUGGCAAACCAAAUCGGUUCAGCGUGUGGACAAAUACACAGGUCGGAACAAGGAGACCAUCCUUGCUAAUGUAGAAGGACUGAUGGACAUCAUUGUAGUCUCCCCACAAAGGCAAACAGGUACUAAUUCAUGUGGUGUCAAUAAUGGAGGAUGCACACAUCUUUGCUUUGCCAGGACAACAGACUUUGUGUGUGAAUGCCCAGAUGAACCAGAUGGACGGCCAUGCUCAGUGGUUCCUGGAUAUGUGCCUCCGUUUCCAGAGACCACCAGCUCUGAUGAGAAGCCUGAUUCUGUUGGCCCUCGCAAAGCUUCUGACACCUUCCCUGCAAAACCCACGCAUGCCAUUAAGAACACAAGUGAAAACUGUUCUCAGAAAGAUGCAAGUCAAGGUCUCUGUGAUCAGGAUGAAAGUCAGGUGUUGCCUGCAAUAAAUGGUGAAGGACUACAUGUAAGUUACAUCGUUGGGGCCAUUUUGACUAUAUUAGCUAUCCUGAUACUUAUUGCUGCCUUCAUUAUAUACAGGCACAAAAAAUCAAAGUUCGAUGAUCCAGCUGUGAGCAAUCUAACUUACAGCAACCCAUCAUACCGGACGUCUACACAAGAAGUGAAGAUAGAAACGGUUCAGAAACCACCUCUGUAUAAUCAGCUGCGAUAUAAGAAAGAGACUGCUACAGAUAGUAGUUACACAAAAGGAAAGAUAAAAAUUGUCGAAGGCAUCUGCUUGCUGUCGAAUGACAACAUGUAUUGGGAUGACUUAAAACAGAUUAAGAACACCCGGGGAGGAAUUCUUCGAGAUCACGUUUGCAUGAAGGCAGAAACACUAUCUGUCCAGGGCAGCACGGACUCGCUUGACGAUACAGAGACAGAGCAGCUGCUACAGGAUGAACCAUUGUCUGAAUGUAGCAGUGUAAAUACAAGCACACAGGAAAGAAGUGGCAUCCCCUUGCCUGACACUGGUUGGCAGUACAAUCGCAAACCCUCAACUGAAAGUGAGGUCUGAUGGGAAGUAGCUUUCUUUUCCUUCAUGUUCUAUUUAAAAAAAAGUUUCUAUGGCAACUUCUGACCAUGACUGAGCAUGCUCCAGGCAAGAUGGGGCCUCAGAUUCUUCCAUCAAGAUCAAGACACACAACUCAACUGGGACUAAAUGGUACUACAGUUUGUCACCAAUCCAUCCUCCAAAAAAAAGCACAGUACAUGGAAGAAUGGAUUGAAGCCAAGUGAUCAUAACUCUCUAAAAGUGUUUUUGAAAUAUCUGACUUCCAAUUUCAUUUUCAGAUUUAUAUAAGGAACAGUUGUGGUUAAUGUGUGAAUGUACAGAUGAUUAUCUGUGGCAUGCAUUAGCCUACUUUUACACUGUAGAGAAUUCCUCCAUUAAAAUGGAUAUACUUCUGUAUGUAGAACAGAGUACUCUUUUUUGGAAAAGGCUUUUCAUUCUGUAAGCAGGGCUUGCGAUUUUUGGUCUCCUGAGGAACAGUAUGAAAAUCCUUGUAGUCUCAGGUAAGACUUCGGCUACAUAAGGGUGAAUUUUGAAAGGACAUAUUUAGUUAACCCCUUCAUUCUUCUUCUCUAUGGCAUCCAGACACAGCUGAGGUUGUAAAUGUGACCGGAAUCACUGUAUUUUCCUCUUGCUUUGAAAAGAGGAUUAAGGAAUUGGCAAAUACUAAUACAGAUCCAGCUGCAUUUUCCCUUAAGUAUCUGUCUAAGCACUGAUUUACAAUUAAUAAUCUAAUUUUGUACUUGCAUGCUGCUGCCAUCAAUAGUUGCAAACUGUACUCAUGAUAUCAGCAGGAGUUAUCUCUUUUACCCACUCUGUAUGUUUAGUUGAAAUGUAAAAUAUUAGACCAGAGCAAGCUAAUUACAUUAAAUAGCACAAAUUACCGAUUGUUACAGAAGAUUGUGUUAAUUAUAAAUAAUGAGGCAGAAUUCAGCAUUUUAUAUUGAACCUUACACAUAGAGGUCACGGUAUUACUUUACAUUUUUAAAUGGAAAUACAGAGCAAGUUUUGGGGAAACAGUCAACAUUACUACAAGCAAUUCUGCAAGCGGCUAUUAAAUUGAAUUUACAUUGAAUUUGAGUGACAAGUGAACACAUUAAAGGGAGCAAAGAGAAAUCAUAUUUCAAAAUUUUCUAUUAUAAUUAAAGUAUCAAACAAAUAAAGAACAAAAUGCUGGAGGAACAGAACACAUCAGGCAACAUCUGUGGAGGGGGAAUAAACAGUUGAUGUUUCGGGCCAAGACCCUUCAUUAGGACUACAUCAGGACUCAAAGAAGUGAACAAUUACUUCAAGCUGAAUCGAUUUAUUACAACAAUACUACAUUAACAGUUGUGCUUAGAAACUUAAAUUUCAAAGCAAAACUACAAAAAGUUCUUGGCAAUAAAAAAGCAGAAAAUACUCUGCAGGUCAAGCAGCAUCUGUAAAGGAGAAAGAAAGUUUCAUAUGAUGACAAGUCAUUUUACCUAAUAUAUUAACUCUAAUUGGUUCAGAAAUGUUACCUGAUCUGCCACCAAUUUGCAGCAUUAUCUAUAGCCUUUUUUGGAUUUAUGGAGUAUUUUAUAUUUCAAAUUCCGAUAGAUUGGUCAAUUAAAUAAAAAUCCAGCAAUGGAACGUAUUAUUGCACAUUUUGCUUCCAACUGAAAUGAUGUCUUUGCUAAGGGUACUCAUUAAUUGAAACCACUUCAAUAAAAUAUCUCCUGAAUAUUCAGCUCGUUACAUAAAAUCUAAUUUUUUGGAGUCAAUCCAAUCCUAACUUUGAAUUUACAUCAUUAUAUGUGUUCUGGUUUUAAGUCAAGAAGAGCACUGAUUCACAAAAUCAGUGUUCUGCAAGUGGAAGACAUACUCUGUAUUUUUUUUGUUAAAGGAACAAUGGCAGAAUUUUACAAUUAUUCCCUGUAAGGCACCAUGCUGUUAAUAAUUUAAAUUAAACUAUAAGUCUGCCUGAUUUAAAUAUUUUCAGCACAGCAGACAAAUGAUCACAAUUGAGUGCUGAAAAUUAAUAGAUAUAAUGUCACAGUCAUUAGCUCAACACUUCCCCAAAUAUUCAGCUUGGGGACUUUUAAAUCCAUCUAUUUUCCAAUGAGCUAUUUCUGCUAUUUUGCUGGCCUGCUGCAUUUAAAUGUAUGUCAUAAAUUAUUGUUACUUUUACCUAGGGAAGUGUUGAUUUUUUUCUUAUUAAAUUCCACUCUUCCAGAGCAAUUGCAGUGACAUUUCAUUUAGAUAUAAAAGUAAGAUAUUGUGCUGAUUGUUCUAACUUAUGUCACUUUAUCAGCCAAACAAUUGGAAUUUAGUGAUCACUUAAGUAUUUCAUGAUGCUGAAAUUAUCAUCUAGGAAAUACUUUUUUCCAACCCCAAUCCUUAACAAAAACAGAAGGACAGGAGACUCCAUGCUGCUCCUGUGGAUAAGGCUAAAGGAAAACUUCCCAAUUUGUUUCAGAUUCCAUUGAUACCUCAGUAUUAUCAAUUACCUCUGUAAUUCUUUCAGAGAGUACUAUAUCCUGCUACUUGUUUUAUAUUUCACAUCUUCCAGCAACAUCAUUGCUUUGACUCCCAACUUCAACAGAUCAGUUACUUCAUCCGCAUGCUGUUUGCAUUCAGAUUUUGAUUGUUGGUUUGAUAGUGUCGCUUACAAUCAAAUGAGGAAAAUUAUUGAAUCAUCAGUAGUAAAUUAAUUGACUUAAAAUUAAAUUACAGGCAGAUUUUUGUUUCCACUCGGUGAUUAAUUGUUUUGUUCCUUUUUUAAUUAUUUUGUAUCUUUUUUGCCAACAAAUGGUCAAAGCUGAAAGUAAAGCCAAGAUUCAGAGGUGCUUUGCUCUCAUUCAGCAUGUUUAUUUGCUUAGAAAUGCAUUUCUUUGACCAAAUGACUUAACUUUUAACCUUUUGAGUGCCUAGCAUUUGUGUCUUUAGAUGAAUGUGAUGCUAUUUUAUCCAGAUCACACGUUUGGGCCACGUUUCCUGUUUGUCUACACAUCAAAGCAUGCAUUUUUUUGAUCUAAUAAUUGGAUGCUAAUUGAACAAAGGACAUUUGCUAUGUUAUGACAAGAAGUGUUUAAAUAUGUAAAUAUUUGAUAAAGUUCUAGGAUUAUUAAAAGAUAAACUCUACUGCCCCUGAAGAUAGAUUUUAUCCCUUCAAAAAUUCAAAUAUUUGCAAGAUUCUUUCCUUUGCCAAUGAUAAGAAUAUUAAUAUAGUAAAUUUAAUGUUCUUUGAUGGAAUUGCACCAGGGCUUUUAACCCUUUGAGCACUCAGAAAUCAUUUUAUAGCUUUUCAAUACAAGUGCUUCUUUAUUUAAAAAAGAUAUUUUUCUGAUUGAAUUUUUGACCAUUUAUCCUAUAUAUUGACAAAUUUUAUAGCAUGCAACUUGCUAGUUUUGUGAACUUGGGUGGUUAUUCAAUAACACUAGAGGUUGUGUUGUCCAAUGUACAGUCUGCCCAUAACCCAGAAUUUACUUAAUUCAAAUGAUAUCUCUCUCUUCACAUUGAACUCCCAUUUUGCUGUGUUACCUACACCACUUAUUUCAAAUUGCUUUCAUUUUUUAAAAAUGCAGAUUAACCUUUGUAUUAUCAGGAGUAGAGAUUUUAUUGGGGAUCUUCUGUACUCAAUGGGUUAAAAUACUUGGGUAGUUAACUAACUGUGACAAUAACUGAAAAAUUGAGCUAUUUAAGAUGAAAAUUAUGGAAUUUUAGGGAAUUAACCAAUUUUCAUGUAUAGACUUAUAUUUGGAUAACAACCAGCUCAAAUAUCCAUAUUGCCAGGUAUCUUAACUAGAACAGCAUUUUUUUUUUGUGUGGAGUAAUUCCAUUGCACUCACAGGAAUAUUUUGUAUUCCACUUUGUCAACUUAGAAAAUACUAUAAAAGCAUAAAUAUUUUUAAAUUGUUUUGAAUAUUAUGUUGCAUCUAACAGAAGGGAAAGCAAAAUAAAUAGAUUGAAAUAUAAUACUGCAUUUGGACAUUAGUCAUGCAUUUGUCUUCCAGUUGUGUAAUAAUAUAUUUUUGUUGAGCAGCUACAUAACUAAUUUGGGACUUUGUAAUUAUCCUAAAUUAAAAUCUGUGAUAUUUAAGACAGUCUUGAAACUGCUAACUUUGUUCAGCUAGAAAAUGUUUACAGAACAAUUGUUUAGUGUGAGCUAUAUAUCUAUGUGUGUACAUAAAAUGAAUUGGUUAUUAAAAUUGGAUGUUUUCUAAAUGUUUUAUAUCUGUGUAAUAUUUGAAACAAUGAACUGUGCUUAUUUGUUUUAUCUUGUCAUCAUAAUUAGUUAAAACUUCUUAAAAACACCAUUUGUGACUCAUAAUUUUGACCAUCUUUAUGAAAUUAUAUUAAAUAGUGAGGCAAAGCAAGGAGAUAGAGAGUAUGGGUGGGGUAUAAGUACUUCCAUAGUUCCUUUGGACCAUAUACUAUGUUUCUGUGCUAUAAAAUAACAUACAAAACAAUUUCAGUUCUUUCUUGUAGGAGGGAAAAGCACAUUAAAAUGAAAUAAAUUAGUACUAAGUACUUCAUUAAACAAAUUAACCAGUUACACCUUUAUGCCCAGUUUGGACUUCAGCUUUCCCAUUUGUAUCCAUUCCUAGGUGUUGCAGGUUGCUCUGACUAAAGCAUUAGAUAGAUCAAUAAUUGAUUAUCUAUAGUAUCGUCAUACAAUAUUUCCUUCAGAUAUAUAUCGUGUGUUCACAAUUUCUGUUGUGCCAGGAUGAUUUCUGGUGCUGAUGACUGGGCUGGGUGAGCAUAGUUUUCCUAUAUACUCACAACCAAAGAGGAUU